Daucus carota subsp. sativus is the source of this 837-nucleotide messenger RNA. RefSeq lists its product as uncharacterized. The transcript has 2 exons. The coding region runs from base 1 to 837 and encodes 278 amino acids. Lineage: Eukaryota; Viridiplantae; Streptophyta; Magnoliopsida; Apiales; Apiaceae. The record is from RefSeq and is a predicted model, not a curated record.
AUGGACGAGUUCAACGGGAAGGGCAAUCUGAUUGAUCAGGGUUACAAAUACGAAUCUCUCAUGACAAGUAUGGGUCAUUGUGACAUAAUAUUGUGUAAGAUGUUUAAGACUUACUUGAAAGGAUCAUCACCUAUGUGGUACCGAUCAUUGAGGCCCGAUCAAUCAGCUCUCAAUACAACUUCGGCUCUUAAUUCUUACGCUACAUCUAUUGUUAAGCUCAAUGGAACCAACUACUCAGAAUGGAAAGAGCAAGUUGAGUUCUCAUUGGGAGUUCUUGAAUUGGACAUGGCUCUUAUAAGGGAUAAACCAAGUCCACUUACUGAGUCAAGUACUCCCGAAGAGAAAAAGUUCCAUAAUGAUUGGGAAAGAUCCAAUAGAUUGAGCAUGAUGUUUAUGCGGAUGGUGGUUGACACUAACAUUAAGUCAUCACUUCCUACCACUGAUAAUGCUAAGGAAUACUUAAAGAAUAUUGAGGAAAGGUUCAAGACAACAGAUAAAUUCAUUGCGGGGAAGCUGAUGAUAGAUCUUGUAACCAUGAAGUUUGAUUGUUCUCGCACCAUGAAUGCUCAUGUCAUUGAAAUGAUCAACCUUGCUGCCAAACUUAAGAAUUUGGGAUUGGCAAUGGAUGAUGCUUUCCUUGUCCAGUUUAUUCUAACUAGUUUGCCUCCGCAAUAUGAACCAUUCAAGAUUCAUUACAACACUAUUACGGAAAAGUGGAGUUUGAAUGAAUUGACUAAUAAAUUGGUUCAGGAGGAAUCUAGGCAAGGAUUACAAGGUAUUAAGGCUGCUCAUUUCACUCAAGGAACUGCUAAGCAGGCCGGGAAAAAGAACAAUUAA